GUGUGUGUGUGUGUGUGUGUGUGUGUUGUCCUGACAAAGGCUCCAUCCAGCCAUACUGCAGAGGGCUGCUUGUUCCCAGAGACCCUCAGAGCUCCAGGACGCCCAGUCUCUCCGCUGCCUGCAGCCCAGACACAGCAGCCCCGACACGGACGCAGAGCCUCGCCUCCCCCUCCUCCUCCUGCUGCUCCUCCUGCUGCUCCUGGAGCUCCCACACCUGUUUGGACUACUAAUGGACGGGAAACACAGAGUCGAGUUUUAGAGUGGGAAACCUGGGAGUUUAAAGAGACAAGGCUGCGAAGAGAAGAGAAGAGAAGAGAAGAGAAGAGAAGAGAAGAGAAGAGAAGGUGAAAACAGAGGACAUCUUUAUCUUGUCUGGACUACAAUCUGGAGGACGUCUCAGCAAAAAUCCGGCUUUUCUUCAUCAUUUAGAAACUUUCUGCAGCUUCGGUCGAUGUCUCGUAAAUAGCCGACAACUUUGGCGUAAUUUUUUUUUUUUUGGGCAUUGUUUAACAAAUUACUGUCUUUUCCUCUGACUCCGCUCUGAACGAGACCUGCAUCUUACUGAAAGGUUUCGGAGACUUUGCGGGUUGAUUGUUUUUGGAAACACUGCUGGAAUUCUGGAAGUUCUUAUUCUGUUUUCACGUCCUUUAAGGCACAAAAAUCUCCAGAAUCAUUCUGGUCGACCAAAUUUGCAGGGAGUCUUUGGUGUUUGAAGUCUGCGUCAUGGCCCCGUCUGUCGGCCUGUCGUUGUGUCUCUUCCUGCUGCUUCUGGUUACGGACGCAAAGAGUGUCGGGCAACACGACAGUCAGAGCGGCGCCCUCGACAAACCCUCCUCCCUCGUCAAACUGGAACCCCUCUGGAUCACCAAGGAGCAGCUCAGGACCCGGGACGUCCCGAACCAGAGCGUCCCCGAGAUGCUGGAUCUAGAUGCGGACCAGCACCGCCGCCUGGCCCGAGGCGCCGACGAGGAGGAGCAACAGUCCACCUUCAGCCAGUCCUUUGAGAACGACUCGGUGACAGCGCCGCAGGCCACCGAGUUCGCCAACGUGACCAAAGUGGGAGCAGGGGACGCCAGUCACCAUGAUGAUGAUGUCAAUCAUGGAAACGCGUCCAGCUCCGACCAUGACGCCCCGGGACUCUUCAACCCCUUCUACCCGCUGGCGGACGGCUCGUACGCGGCCUACGCGGUCCUCUUCCUGGCCGGCCUGGUGCUGGCGGUGGGCGUGGUGGGAAACAUGGCGGUCAUGUGUGUCGUCUGGAACAACUACUACAUGAGGUCCGCCUGGAACUACCUGCUGGCCAGCAUGGCCUUCUGGGACUUCCUGGUCCUGGUGCUCUGCCUUCCUGUGGUGGUCCUCAACCAGCUCGCCCAUAGGAGAAUCCUGGGUGACAUCACCUGUCGCAUGGUGCCUUAUAUGGAGGCCGUGUCUCUGGGCAUCACCUCCUUCACCCUGUGCGCUCUGGGCAUCGAUCGUUUCCACGCCGCCACGUCCUCGUCCCAGCCGAAGGCCCGGCGGGUGGAGCGCUGCCGCACGGUGCUGCUGAAGCUGCUGCUGGUGUGGCUCGCCGCCCUGCUGCUGUCCAGCCCCGAAAUCUUCCUGUGGCAGCUGAGCCAGGCCGUGUCCCCGUCCACCGGCCGGCUGGUGGACUCCUGCACCAUCACCCCGUCCUCCCCUCUGUCCCUCUACCUGCCCGACUCCCUCCACUCUCUGCUGCUCAGGUACCACCAGGGUCGCAUGUGGUGGUGUUUUGGCUGCUACUUCUGCCUCCCCAUCCUCUUCACCGUCCUCUGCCAGAUGGCCACCCGCAACGUCAACAGCGACUCAAGCUCCGCCCAAAAGCAGCGUAACCAAGACGACCGCUCGUCCAGUCAGAAGCGGCAGCAGCACCAGGCGGUGGAGCGGCAGCUGAACUGCACGCUGCUGGCGUUGGCGGUGGUUUACGGCCUCUGCGCCCUGCCCGAACACGUCUGCAACAUCACGCUGGCCUACACGCACAUCACCGUCUCCGAGGACACGGCCGCCAUGCUGGCGCUGUUGCAUCACUUCCUGUUGUUUUUCAAGUCGUCGGUGACGCCGGUGCUGCUGCUGUGUCUGUGUAAGGCGCUCGGUCAGGCCUUCAUGGACUGCUGCUGCUGCUGCUGUCAGGAGUGUCAGCCAACCGCGGCUCAGGGCUCGCCAAGCUCCGCCCAGGUCAAACUGAAGGCAGCCAAUGAGACGUCCAUCUUCUUCGACAAGGCUAAAGAGACAUCAGCCAUCUUGUCCAUCUCCAGCUAGAGCCAUAGGUCCCUCUUUAACCACCAUGUCCUCCGUCCAUUCAUCUUCUUUUCUACCCUUCAUCACUGUUUCUCUUCUCUUUAGUUAACUUCUCUUUUCUCCUCUCUCCAAAGCUUCUCUCCCAGAACAACGAUCGCCUUUCUACCUGCCCUCUCGUCCUCUUCAGGAGUUUCCAUUUGUAUGAUAUCCCUCUAUGGACACAGUGUUACCCCCUCCAGCUUCCUGUCUGUACAGGAAGUGAUGUUUAAUCUGUAGUGAGAUUAGAAAAGUUGCUGUACUUGCACAACCAGCUGUUGUAAAAGCAGGAGCCUGUUUCAGGACUCUCCGAACGGACUCUUCUCUCCAACUUCCUGCUGUAAUAAUGUACGACGUGAAAAUCCUGGACGUCCGAAGCUGAUUUUUUAUGGAAAAGUAGCGGGUGGAUAAAUCCUAGUUUAGUUAGGAUCCUAGUUAGGAUAAUUAGCAGCAGUUUAAAACCCUCACAGGCGCUCAGUGGAGAACACGAAGAAGCUGCUUCUAAGCUCUAAAAAUGAGGAGUGGAGUUUUUGGUUAAUGUACACUUAUUGAGUCAAACUAAAGAUCCGCACACUGUACCAAAAGCAACCUUUCGAUCAGAGAUCUUCAUCAGUGUGCCGAUCUUUUGUUUGACUCUUGCCCUGGUUUGAUUUUUUUGAUCUUGCACCUGCAGAAGUCCUUUGGAUGUGCGUGCCCUCCUACUUUGUUUAGUAUACAUUUAUACCCUUUUUCCAUCAAAAUCUCCACUUCUUGAACCGCAUCUCCUCAGGAUUCUUGUAACCCUGAUGCUAUCUCACAAACCAGCCCGGGUUUUCAGUAGUUUUGAGUAAAACCCUUAUAAUCAAGGAUAUGUCAUCAACAGAAGGCGUUCGUGCACAAAGAAAAGACCUAGUUUGUAGAGAUAAAAGUGGAGUUAAUUGCAAGUUAAAUUUUAAAUUAGAUUGGCGCAGCUCUUCAGGUUAUAGUAAAAGUAAUUUCCACAGCUUCUAUUCCUGUGAAGAAUGAACAGCUUCAUUUAUGUUUCCAAAAGGUAAGGAAGUGGAGAAGUUGGGGCAGGAGUGAGAUCUGAGGAGUAUUUGAACAGGACUCAGACCGUCUCGGUACUGAGGCGGUCUCUUUGUACAGGAAGUUAAACUGUGUAGGAAGUUUUUAAGUGUAUUAAUAUGUCUGUAGUGCAGUUCUUUCACUGUCAAAUUCAAAAUAAGUAGAACAAAUGAAGAAACAGAAGACAUGAAUGUAGAUUACUUUAAAUGCUAGAUGUAUGACUAAUUACAUCUUUAUAUGAAGGGAAGUGAGAUAGUCAGGUUUUUUUAUGUCACAAGAAUGUUUAUGCCUUUGUAAUGUUCAGUGUCACAAUGUUCAGUUCAUAUAAAUAUUUGUCGGAGCCGACUGUGCCUUAGUGUCUCCUCAGCCCUCAGCCCGGACUGUCAGACCCGCGGCGUCUGAAUCAACAGAUAAUGAAUCAGCCAGUAGAGAAUAGUCAGUCACUAAUUUUGCUUUUAUCAAGACGUUACUCUGAGAGAAAAAACAGUGUCUGUGGGUCAUGACCUGCAGCUGCAAGUUCACCAAAAGUCAGAGAUGUUUAGUGCAGCACAUCUUUAACACUGAAAUUCCAACUAUCAAUCAAAUAUGGACAAAAAUAAAUUAUGAGACCUGGGUGUGCUCAACUACAGAAGCCAAGAACAGCCAUGUUUGCAUAUAUAUAA
Molecule: messenger RNA, 3998 nt
Organism: Plectropomus leopardus (leopard coralgrouper)
Lineage: Eukaryota; Metazoa; Chordata; Actinopteri; Perciformes; Serranidae
Gene: gpr37l1b
Product: G protein-coupled receptor 37 like 1b
Biological process (GO): adenylate cyclase-inhibiting G protein-coupled receptor signaling pathway; positive regulation of MAPK cascade
Cellular component (GO): plasma membrane; signaling receptor complex
Molecular function (GO): G protein-coupled peptide receptor activity
Source: RefSeq, a predicted model, not a curated record